ACCCUGUAAUUGCGAUUGGCGGAGGGACUAUUUCUCGUCGUGAAGCUGUGACGUCAACAUCCUGUUCUUACCGUUCUCGCUCUCUUCAGCCAAGGGCCUCCUCCGUACGAGGAAAUCAAUCAUCGGCUCGGGCCACGUUUCAGGCUGUUCACGGUAAACGUUAAGGAAUUUGCACAGAAGCUAGCGGCACAUUUUUCCUGCUUACGAUGGCAUACGGCGAACGCGAACGUUCCGACAGGCGAGGUGGAGCACGCGGUGGCGGUGGUCGAUUUGGUGGACGCGAUGGUGGAGGAGGCAGCAGAUUCAGUAGCGGUGGGAAUCGAGACAGCAAUUUUGGGAAUAAUAACUUCAAGAAUCGACAGCCCGGGGAGCGACUGCGUAAACCGCGAUGGGACAUGAGCAGCCUGCCGCAGUUCAGAAAAGACUUCUACCAGCCGCAUCCCAACGUGACGGGACGCAACGUUCACGCAGUCGAGUCUUAUCGUUCCGGUAAAGAGAUCACCGUAAAGGGAGCCAACGUCCCAUGUCCCAAUAUGCUUUUCGAGGAAGGCGGCUUCCCGGAGUACGUUCUCAACGAGAUUCGUAGACAGGGAUUCGACGAACCAACUGCCAUCCAGGCUCAAGGUUGGCCCAUUGCUCUGUCCGGUCGCGAUAUGGUCGGUAUAGCGCAAACGGGCUCGGGAAAGACACUGGCGUAUAUCUUACCGGCGAUCGUACAUAUAAAUCAUCAGCCUAGACUUAGCAGAAAUGAUGGUCCAAUCGCUCUUAUCUUAGCACCGACCCGAGAACUGGCGCAGCAAAUUCAACAAGUAGCGUCAGAUUUCGGCAUGUCUUCGCAAGUACGAAAUACGUGCAUCUUUGGUGGCGCCCCGAAAGGACCACAGGCACGUGACCUAGAACGUGGUGUAGAAAUUUGCAUUGCUACGCCAGGUCGCCUUAUAGAUUUCUUGGAACGUGGUACCACGAAUCUACGUAGGUGUACUUAUUUAGUGCUCGACGAGGCUGAUAGGAUGUUAGAUAUGGGCUUUGAGCCACAAAUUAGAAAAAUUGUAGAACAAAUACGUCCUGACCGUCAGACUCUCAUGUGGUCGGCGACGUGGCCAAAGGAAGUGCGUAAUCUCGCGGAGGAAUUCUUAACAGACUAUAUACAAAUCAAUAUUGGCUCUCUACAAUUGGCUGCCAAUCAUAAUAUUUUGCAAAUUGUGGAUGUGUGUGAAGAGUACGAGAAGGAGAGUAAACUUAUGAAGCUUUUGGAAGAGAUUUCUCAAGAACCGGAAAAUAAGACUAUAAUAUUCGUGGAAACUAAGAGAAAAGUAGAUGAUAUAACAAGGGCCAUUAAUAGAUACGGAUGGCAAGCAAUUGGCAUUCAUGGAGACAAAAGCCAACAAGAAAGAGAUUAUGUACUAAAUCAGUUCCGGAAUAGCAGGUCUGCCAUCCUAGUGGCUACGGAUGUGGCGGCGAGAGGUUUAGAUGUCGAGGAUGUCAAAUUUGUGAUAAACUUGGACUAUCCGUCCAACUCUGAGGACUAUGUGCACCGUAUCGGACGUACGGGUCGUUCGCAGCGUACAGGAACCGCAUAUGCCUUUUUCACACCCGCCAAUGCGCAUAAGGCUAGUGACUUGAUCCAAGUUUUAGAAGAGGCCAAGCAAGUUGUCAAUCCGAAAUUAUACGAGUUAUCUAGAAAUCCUGGCGUGUAUAAGAGAGGACGAUAUGGUGGACGCAGCGGGGGUGGUGGCGGCGGACGAGGAUCCGGAGGCCGCGGUGGCGGUUCGCGAGGUUCUCGUGGAGGUCGCGAGGCGGGAGAUAGAGGAAGAUUCGAUCGUUCUGGCGGUGCCAAUGAUCGUGCUAAUAAAUGGGCCGGAAGUAGCAGUGGUGGCAUGGGCGGAGCUAGCUAUGGAAGCAGUAAAUCAUUUCCCCAAAACAAUUUUAGCAGUGGAACUUCAGGUGGUGGUUCCAGCAACUACAGUCAGAAUGGCGGAUAUGGCGGAGGAAGUUAUAGGCAACAAAAUGGCUAUUGAUUCUAAAUGAAAAAUAAAAAGAAUGUUCCAGAGGCUCCAGGGAAUGAUACAUAUCGGCGAAUGUGAUGCCAGCCGAUAAGCCCAGAGUCACCCAGAAUCGUUCCGAAAGAUGUACACUCAUACAUUCUCAUGAGCAUUCACCUUCACCUUCUUUUUCCUUUCCUAGUACACGUAAGAUUUCCAUUAGCUUAUUUAAUGAACAUUGCAAUUAAUUAUAAAUCAUAUUAUACAAAUCAUAUUUAGGAUAGCUCUUUAAAUAUAUUUAGAUGGUCAAUUACACCCCCUGUAAUUGUCACCGAAUGGUGUAGUAUUAAAAAAAACAAUUCGAUUGGCUUGUUACUGUACAUUCAAUAAAAUAGCAUAAGAAUAAUAGUAGAAGAGGUGUUAAAA
This is a messenger RNA of Camponotus floridanus (Florida carpenter ant), 2408 nucleotides long. Its product is annotated as ATP-dependent RNA helicase dbp2. Bases 207 to 2018 code for a protein of 603 amino acids. Gene Ontology annotation, molecular function: ATP binding; RNA binding; RNA helicase activity. NCBI's taxonomy places the organism in Eukaryota, Metazoa, Arthropoda, Insecta, Hymenoptera, Formicidae. The record is from RefSeq and is a predicted model, not a curated record. Gene Ontology annotation, cellular component: ribonucleoprotein complex; cytoplasm; nucleus. The transcript has 7 exons.